Arabidopsis thaliana (thale cress) is the source of this 1262-nucleotide messenger RNA. Its product is annotated as Ta11-like non-LTR retrotransposon. Lineage: Eukaryota; Viridiplantae; Streptophyta; Magnoliopsida; Brassicales; Brassicaceae. Bases 158 to 1261 code for a protein of 367 amino acids. The record is from RefSeq and is marked reviewed. The transcript has a single exon.
AUCCAAAUUAGGCGAGAGUUCUUUUUAAUAUUUUGUUAGUUUAAUAUUAUUUUAGUCGGUUCUGUUAUUUCUCUAAGUCUUUAUAUAUCUUUCCUGCUCUCCUUAGUUAGUCUAUUUCCCAUCCCUUUAGUUCCUAGUUUUCUUCUCUCUUAUCACUAUGGCAGAUGAGUUGUGGGAUGAGAUACAAAAUCUAGAAUUAGGACAAGAGGAUCCAGCCCUUUUCAUUCCCCAUGAGGCUUAUGUGAUGGUUGAAGCUUCAAAUAACUUAAGUCUGAUAGCGAGACCUCUGAACCCAAGAGUUCAAAAUCUUAACUCUGUCGUGGUAGCACUUCCAAGAUCAUGGGGACUAACGACUCAGGUGCAUGGAAGAGUUCUUGAUGCAACGUAUGUCCAGUUCGUUUUUGCAAAUGAAAUUGAUCUGAUGAUGGUGCAAAGAAGGGAACCGUGGCUUUUCAACAAUUGGUUUGUGGCAGCAACUCGAUGGCAGGUGGCUCCAGCUCACAACCUUGUCACUACCAUUGAUCUCUGGGUGCAGAUUAGAGGUAUUCCCUUACCUUAUGUUUCUGAAGAGACGGUUUUGGAGAUAGCUCAAGAUCUAGGAGAGAUCAUUUCACUGGACUUUCAUGAGGCUACCUCUCCUCAGAUUGCUUUUAUUAGAGUUAGAGUUCGUUUUGGAAUAACAGACAGACUGAGGUUUUUUCAAAGAAUCAUCUUCGAUUCUGGUGAAACUGCAACCAUCAGGUUCCAAUACGAACGUCUCCGAAGACUCUGCAGUAGCUGUUUCAGGUUCACUCACAAUCGAGCUUACUGUCCUUAUCGUCAACGUUCACUCAGCAUCGCAAGAGAAAGAGCCCUAUUCUGUGAUAGUGUUCAAAGAUCAUCAAUGAAUUCCCAGUCUCAAAUGACUGAAAGUUCAUUUCCAGUACCCAUGACUCCACCUCCAAGAGUUGAUCCUCCUCCAAUGAAUCACUCUGAAUUUGUAGCUGCUUAUCCACAUCUUGCAACAGCUACAAAUGUGAAUUACAGGUUUACAGGAGACUCAAGCACCUCCAGACAAGACUUAUCAUCUGGUUCAAACAAUAUUCUGCCAAGAAGAACUACUCAUUUCACAGACCAUCGAAGGUGCUUUGAAGCUGGUCAAUCCUCAAGACAAAAUGAAAACAGAGAACCAAGAAGACCUACAGAAAGAAUGUUGCCUCCAUCUCACUUUGAUCAUGUUCAACGCUCUGGAGGGAUUCUGAAACCUCCAAAAAAACGCUAAC